GUCGUCGUUGUCGCCGCCGUCGUCGUCGCGGUUAGCGUUGAGCAUCCCUUCCUCGAAGUGCCCCUUCCUGUCGACGCGUCGGGUUGCGUCGGUGUCGGCGGGGUGGCGGCAGCCAGGCGCACGAGGAGGCUCGAAACUGCUCGCUUCCUCUAGUGGCUCUCGUGUGCUCGCGUGACACGUGCGUGAGGAAAGACGGCCGUUGCUAAAUUGUGAGAACUCGAUCCUAACCCGUACGUUUUUUUUUUCUCUCUUUUUUUCAAUCGUGUACAUUUUUUUUCGUGAGAAGAACAAGAAGAAGAAGAAAAAAAGGACAGAAAGAAAAAAUUAAGAACACGUCAAUCGAUCGAUUUGCCAUCUUCAGAAGAAAUUCGUCUCACUACGUGAACGUGUAGGAGACAUCAUAUAUAUAUAUAUAUAUAAUAAUUUAAUUAUUCGUCGAGUGGAUUGUCAUCGAAGAUACGCGGCACUAUGAACGAUCAACCUUAAGGACGAAGAUUUCGGAUUUUUCUUUUUUUUUUUUCUUUUUUCAAUCGAUCGAGAAAAAUAUCAAAAAGAAAAAGAAGAAGAAGAAGAAGAAGAAGAAGAAGAAGAGGAAGAAGAAGAGGAAGAGGAAGAAGAAGAAGAAGAGGACAAAAUUCGAGUUCAGUGGGGGAAAAAAAAAAAAAAAAGAAAACAAGAAAAAUAAAGAAAAAAAGAAAUAGAAAAAGGAAGAAGGAAAGCAAAAAAGGAGUGUUCGUACAAAAUCAAAACUUGAAUUCAACGAUAUGAGUGAAAUCAGUGAUUAUAUCGGACGUUUCUCUAAGAUAGAAUAAAAAGUAUUAUACAUUAAUAUGAGGAAUGUGUUACGUUCGUUUAUCUCUUAACUCAAUUGAAAAUUUUGGCGUAUUAUGAAAAGAGGGAUGGAAAGAAAUCGAGAGAAAAAGCGAAAGGCAUGCGAAGAGAAAGAAGAGGAACGGAAAUGUAUGAUAUCAAGAUGUCCUCCUUAAUCAUUUGAAAAAUAUCAAUGUGUUUCGAGUGAAUUUUUGGUUUUUUUUUUUUUUUUUUGGAAAGAUCACUGACCGUUCACAAUCACUUCCCCUCAACGCCACCACGAUAAUCGGCACUAUUAUCGCCGAUCAAAAAAUAAAAGAAAAAGAAAUAAAUAAAUAAAUAAAUAAAUAAAGGAAAGAAGAAAAGGCAAGAACGAAAAAUCGUUAUAAAAAAAAUUUUUUUUUUUUUUUUUUACUAAUUCUGAUCGAUAUACAUAAAUCGACAUACGUCUUAAAGGAGGUCAAUGAACGCUCAAAAAGUGUACCAUCACUUUCUUCCUUUUUUAUCAACGAAAUACUAUUAAACGAUUAAAUAUCGAAGUUUAAGUAUGCGUAUCAUUCAAGAGACAACGAUGAUAUAGAAACUUAUUUUAUCGAAGACUGCCAUGAUUUAGAAGAUAUAAUAAGAGAUAGAAUCAGGAAUAGUGCGGUGGGAUUAUGCGAGUUUUGUGUUUCGAUAAGAAGAAAAUCAUUAAAAGAUUUUACGUGGAAUCAACGAACAAGAGUGCUGUGGAUGAAAGGCUAGGAUGAAAUGAUACAAGUAGUUUGUUUGAAGAAAGAGGACCGGAGGAUACAAAAAAACAGAAUUUUCUUCUUUAGUCCUUUGACUAUAGUUUUGAAAUAAAGGAGUCGGACGAUGUGUCCUGGCUCGAGCGUCGACGUAAGGAGACUCAUUUACAGGAACAGAAAGAAAUGAAGUUAUCAGUGUCGGCUUAUAGAGCUCAGGCCAGUGCUCAUAAAAAAAUCCUUUCGAAUUAUCAACAACAACUUAGUUACGGUGCUACCAAUCAAGCAUCCUCGAGCCGGACCCCCUCGGACCCCGCUGCGGUCCUGUCUGGCCUCAAGGUGGAUCGCGCGGAGAAGAAGGAGGGCCAGGGAGUGGGAGAUCCGGCAGGAUCUUUGGCUGGUUGCAGCGGUGCUUCCGGUUCGAGGAUGGGCCCAGGGCCCGAUUCCGGUAGCAGCGCUCCUUCUUCGGUCCCCCAAUCUCUGGCUACGUCACGUGACGAAGAAGACGACGAGGAUAAGGAGAGUAGUGGUAGCCGAACAAAUAGUCACGUUGGACCUCGAUCAUUGGGCUUCUACGAGAGAGAUGCAUCAAUCAGCGAACAUGGAUCCUUCGAGAAGGAGAUAACGAGUCUUCGUGGUACCUCGACGACCUCGGAAUCUUUGGAUAGCACUGGCCUCGAUACGGAAAUACCAGCUGCUGCAAGAAGGCCUCGUAGUACGAGGGGUUCGCAAAAGUGGAGUAACGUACGCGCCGUCAUGGCGCUAUAUUCUUCCCUUCGCAAAAUAAAGAGAACGAAAAGCAAUCAACGUUGGAUGAAACUACGAACAACGGUACAGCUAUCAUCCGCGAUAUCAACGAUCCAAAAGAAACCGCCAUUAAAACGAGAAGAUUCCUUUUUGAAGAGAUUUUCAACGCGUCAAAUACCAGAGAGUCAAGAGACGGUAGAUACCGGCGAAGGUGAAGGUGACGCGACUGACGAAAAAGAUUCGAGCGGACGACGAAGAAGACGACCUAGAAGGACACAAAAAGCACCAAGAACGGUGGUCAAUCCUGACGAAAAUUUUUAUUACUAUUGGCUAAUGUUACUUUCAUCCUGUGUCCUUUAUAAUCUUUGGACACUUAUUGUCAGACAAAGUUUACCAGAAUUACAAGCAUUGGCGCCGGCUGCUUGGCUUGCCUGCGACGGCUUUACAGAUCUAGUAUUUUUCUUAGACGUUGUCGUACAAUUUCGUACAGGUUAUCUCGAGCAAGGACUUAUGGUCUACAACAACAAAAAAUUAGCUGGACAUUAUCUCAAAUCUAAAUGCUUUAUACUCGAUCUAUUAGCAUUAUUACCGCUCGAUCUAUUACAGGUCAAUCUCGGUAGCAAUCCAAUGUUAAGGUUUCCAAGGUUCCUCAAGAUCUAUCGUGUGUAUAAUUAUUAUUACAUGGUAGAGUCACGUACAGUUUAUCCAAAUUUAUGGCGUGUACUCAAUCUCAUUCAUAUAUUAUUAAUACUCGCACAUUGGUUCGGUUGUUUCUACUAUCUCCUAAGCGAAGCCGAAGGAUUCCAAGGUGAUUGGGUCUAUCCAUACAGACCGGGUGAAUAUGCGACCUUGACCAGAAAAUACCUGGGAUCUCUCUAUUGGUCUACUCUAACUCUGACAACAAUUGGCGAUCUACCCACACCGGAGACCAACGCCGAAGUCCUAGCGGGCGGCAAUCCCCGGAGCCUCGCUCGUCGCGGCCGACUGUCCCGACUUCUGCAGUUCAAGCAUAACGGAGGGUAUGUCUUCACGAUUGUCAGCUACCUGAUCGGCGUCUUCAUAUUCGCAACGAUCGUCGGACAGGUUGGAAACGUGAUCACCAACAGAAAUGCUAAUCGAUUGGAGUUCGAGAGACUGCUUGAUGGCGCGAAGACUUAUAUGAGGCAUCACAAAGUGCCUGGUGGAAUGAAAAGGAGGGUUCUCAGGUGGUACGACUACAGCUGGUCACGUGGUAGGAUACAAGGUGGUGGUGAUAUCAACACUGCUUUGGGUCUACUUCCUGAUAAACUCAAGACAGAACUCGCUUUACACGUCAAUCUUGCUGUACUCAAGAAGGUUACCAUUUUUCAGGAAUGUCAACCAGAAUUUUUGCACGACCUCGUAUUAAAAAUGAAAGCCUACAUCUUCACACCGGGUGACUCUAUAUGCCGUAAGGGUGAAGUAGCUAGAGAAAUGUUCAUAAUAGCGGACGGUAUACUCGAGGUAAUCAGCGAAACUGGAAGAGUUCUUACAACGAUGAAAGCUGGCGACUUUUUUGGUGAAAUCGGCAUACUCAAUCUCGACGGAUUAAAUAAACGAACAGCUGACGUUCGAUCGGUUGGAUAUUCCGAAUUAUUUAGUCUAUCACGCGAGGACGUUCUAGCAGCAAUGAAGGAUUAUCCAGAAGCCCAAGAAAUUUUACAAAAUCUUGGAAGAAAACGAUUGAUGGAAGCAAAGAGAGUAGCACGUGCAUCGAGACAACCAACGUCACCUGGACACGACUCGUCGGACAACAGUACCGGUAAAAGAAUCGUGGACAAGUUAAAGAGCGAUGUGAAAGGUUGGAAGAACGUUCUAAGAAAGAGUAGACGUAAUACUAGACCAGAAGAGAGUCUAGAAUUGCAACCGUUGACAUCAAAAACACCGUCCAGUUCAACGAAGAGACAACGACACAAGGUAGAAGAUAUACAAGAUACUGCAACAACAAACACAAUUCAAGAACCACCUGUGUCACCUUUGGGUGCUGGUCUACCUCUUCUCUCAAUAUUAAAAUUACUCAAGGAGAAAGAAGAACGAGAGGAGAGACGUAAUCUAAUGGAGACUCAAGUUCACGUGCCUGAACAACAGCCCCCACCGGCUGAAGCACUUGUUCCAACUAAUCCUAAUUUAUCAUUCACACAAAGAGUACUCUUGUUAAAAGCUAAAAACGAACAAGAGGCACAAGCCCAAGCGGAAAAGGAAGCCACGAUGAAGGAGCCUUUAUUGUCAAAGAAUACGACUGUAACGGAAAAUGUUCAAGAAGAUUCGAAGGAGACACAACAAAAGGUUGCCGAUAAAAUAUCGAUACCAAAAGUAUCAUCUUUGGUUGAUAAACGACAGUUUCAAUCUACGAAUAAUGUUGUGGUACCAUCGAUAAUUCCAAAGCCUUCACCAUCCGUCGCAACAAUCGAAAAUACACCAACGACUAACGACGUUGUUGUCUCAAAUGGUACUACCAAUGUUAAAAAACCUUGGGCUAUGCUCAAAGAUGCUUCCUUAACUACUACUACUACAACAACUUUCAUGAUGUCGUCUUCGACGAUAAAGAACAAUACACCUCAAAGAGGUUCACCAAUUAAAAGACCGCAAACGAAACAACAACAAAGUCUUGCUCAUCUCAGGCAACAAACCAAAAUGUAUGCUUCCGUCGACGAUCUAUCACCAGAAUAUUGCGGCCUACCGUUCGUUAAGAAGCUCAAGAUAUUGAACGAAAGGCAAAAGCUUGCUGAACUUGAGAAAGCAGUGAGAAGUUCUAGUUUAGACUGCGGUGAAAAUUCCAAUUUAACUACUUUCGAUGGGAGUCUCACUCGUAGCCAUUCUGAAGCCUGUGCUAUUGAAUAUGCAAGAAAACUUGCUAAACUCAAUCAAGUACGGGGUCUAAAAGGUCCAUCUUCACCAACGGAACCAUUAUCACCAGAAAAUGAGACACUCGAAAGGCGAGACUUAAAGAGCAUCUUGAAGAAACUCUCAGCAAGUAGUAGAACAGGUAGUUCGGAUACUUCAGCAACGAGUAUACCUGAUCGUGAAGCUGCUACUGCCGAAUUAAGACGAUUAAUGAGAGCACCAACGAUCGAAGGUUAUGCUGCCAGACAUACGAAAUUAUCGAAAAGUGUAACUUUCAAUAAAUAUACAUUACAAAGUCCACCGUCCGAGCAGAGCCCAGGAAAUUAUCCUCUCGGGGAUCAGUUGUCUGAAUCUCAGGAACAGAACUCGCUGCCACCGCCCAAUAAAAUUACUUUCCGUCCUUCGGGCAGUGAGGCUAUUCUGCAAAUGGAGACUAAACAACAAGAAGAGGGAUAUCUUAGAGAAUUCGUAUCGGGUAUUAUAGAAAUCAUACAAGCACGUUUAGAGGAGGACAUUCAAAAUAAAUUCGAACGGGAAUUCGUUUCCUUGGAAUUAGAGAUUCGUAAGCGAGACGAAAUCAUUUCACAACUUCAAGGAAGGAUACAAGAAUUGGAAGAAAAUGAAAGAAGAAAAUGUGACGAAGUAAUAGCUCUUACCGGCGAUGACAGUACAAAACACGACAUUUCCCUCGAGGAAGAUUUGGACGAUGAUAACGAGGAAGAAUAUGACGACGAUAGGGAAGAUCAUCCUUUUAUGAGAGAUGGCUCGGUGGAUACUGUUUUAACAGCUCGUUCACGUGCCUAUGGACGACCUUCGCCAACGAGCGAAUCUUCGUACAACAGAAGAUCCUGGGAAGAACAUUCCGAGGAGGAAACUUUAGAAUUACAGGAAUUACCAAGAUCAAUAGUUCCACAAAGUUUGUGGAGAGACGAAGUUGCAAUAGAUUUGGAAUCCAAUAGCGAAAGUAGUAAAUCCGAAGAUGAUGAUGGUGGUUGUCAUUCUCGAACGUUACCAUCUGGUAGCGAUAGCGACGACGAAGAUACCAAAAGUGAAUGUGCCAAGGAUUGGGAAGCUAAGAUGCUUGCUGAAGAGCUCGAGGCGAGACAGAGAAGUAGCGAAAAUGCUAGCCCAGGUUCCUAGCGUAUUAACGAGGUCCUAGAAGUAUUCUGUUAUUUAACGAAUACAAUGCGCACCGACAAUUGGAGAAGUGCAGCAGCUGGUAGUGGAGCUUUUUGUGAAAACGAUUGCCCUUACUUGCAAUUAGACUUUAAUAGUUUGACUAGUCGUAGAGAGACUAUGAUGUAGUUCUCCUUGAUCGAGUUCAAGAUUGAGAUUAAUGCGUAUAUGAAAAGAGAGAAAGAGAGAGGGGGGAGGGGGGAAUUGCAGGAUAGUCGCUCAUUUUCUACAGAAAGGAUUCUAAUUUCUAAUGUGAAUCCAAAUGUACGUACAAUUUUCGUGAACACACAAUGCCUUUUAUUUUUCUAUCUUCGAAUCCUGAAUUUAAAAGUGUUAAUUUUUAAUAUAAAUUUUUCUUUUCCUUUUCUUUUUUCUCUCUUUGUUUUGUUUUAAAUCAUCAUAAAACGUCUCUUCUUCUUUUUAUUUCGAUUAAAGACUCAUUUUGAAAUCCUUCUCUUGCAAAUUCGAAUAGUCACUUUCAAAUAUAUUACACGUAGCGAUUAUCGAAUGAUCAAACAAAAUUAUUCUGGGCUAAGGAUUACCUCAAAUCGUCGCUCGUCAUUUCGGUAAGUCUUUAAAAUACUCGUCGCGUCGAUCUCAUUGUUCUAUUAAUUCAUUAUUAUUAAUUUUAUUUAAAAAAAAAAAAAAAAGAUGUAUUAAUAUUAUUUGAAAAAAAAAAAAAAGAAAAAAAAAUACUUUCUUGCGUUUUUUACAUUUGGGAUAAUAAUCGACAAAGUUUUCCAUAUUUAUCGAAUGAAACAGAAGUUAUUGUUGAUACGAUUUAUCGAGUUACAGUAAAAUACACAAUAAAGUUGCGAUGAAUUAUCUCAUGUAAAGAUAUUAAAAAAAAAAAAAAAAAAAAAAAAAAAAAAAAAGGAAAAAAAGGGAAAAAAAAGGAAAAAAUACAAAUUACACAUAAAGUUUUUAAGAUACUUAUGUCAAUUUUUACGUUUAUAUAAUACCAAAUGAUUUAUUUAUAUCCUUUGUUCUCGUUCACGAUUAACUUUUUAAAAGCUGCACCACAAAUGAUUAGACGUGUUUGAUAAAUACGAUGCAAAGUUUCAAAUGAUUUAAAAAAAAAAAAAAAAGAAAAAAAAGUAUGCGUUUAUGUGUAUCCAUAAUAUAUACACAUUAUACGUGAUUCAAAAGCAAAAUGACAAAUAUAUUAAGUAUAUCAACCAGACCAAGCUCAAUAUUUCUAGAUUCUUUACAAAAUACAUCUCUAUUAAGUGACAAAGGACUAUUAAGUAAGAGAAAGAAACUAUUAAGAUAUUGUAAAUAUUAGCCUAUAAUUUAUUUAUCUAUGAAUGAGAGAAGAAGAGCGAAUGUACGAGUAGGAUAAUAAAAUGAAAAAAAAAAAAAAAUAAAUAACACAGAAACAAAAGAAAUACAAGGAUAUGAGCGCCUUUGUGUGAAAGUGAACGUUAAAUUCAGUGGAUUGUGAAUGAGCAUUUUAGAUGCUGUCAUGUACCUAUUACGAGGACGAAAGGAAUAUACAAUAAAGCAAACAACGUUUUCAA
This is a messenger RNA of Vespa crabro (European hornet), 7840 nucleotides long. RefSeq lists its product as uncharacterized. Bases 1722 to 6284 code for a protein of 1520 amino acids. Gene Ontology annotation, biological process: transmembrane transport; monoatomic ion transport. Gene Ontology annotation, cellular component: membrane. The transcript is spliced from 12 exons. Gene Ontology annotation, molecular function: protein-containing complex binding; monoatomic ion channel activity. The record is from RefSeq and is a predicted model, not a curated record. NCBI's taxonomy places the organism in Eukaryota, Metazoa, Arthropoda, Insecta, Hymenoptera, Vespidae.